AAGUUAACCUGAAGGUAAGAUCAUAAGAUGUCAGGCUACAAUCAGCCUGGAGCCAAGAGGCAGAAGGUGCGAGAGGCAAGACCGGGAGACAAUGUUGACUACUUUCAAGGCAUAGACAAGGUAGAGUACAACAACCUAGCGCCGCCGACGGACGGUAGCGGGUACCGGUACUACUGCAGCGAGCGCGUGCACUCCCGCGCUUUGGACGACUGGCUCAAGCUCAGCGUUUGUCUUUCGGAUUUUAGGAACGGGUCAGACAGCCACAAGUCCCCCCACCGGCCGUGGGACGACGGAUCCCACACCAUAGACAACCACAAGCGCUGCAUCAAGGCUCUUUUCGACUUCUGCACCAAACUGGGCAUCAAAUACUGGACUGCUUUCGACUCGGACCUGGUGCCGUAUUGCGAUAGCUGGGAAGAAAAUAAGCAGCAUUGGGAUGAAGUGGUGGAGUUUGUGCAGGAGUUGGGACAGAGGAGCCAUGUUAAGCUGCUGUGGCUGGCGCCUGAUUUGCAUUCGCAUCCGCGAUAUGCCUCCGGUGCCUUCACGAGCAACGAAUCCACGACAUACGCCCAGGCCGCGACGCAAAUCAAGAAAUGCCUCGAAGUGAGUCAGCGCCUCAACGCUGAAUGUUUUCUGAUCUGGCCACACAGAGAAGGCUGCGACAAUAUCUUUCAAACUGACGUCACCAGGGAAAUCAAAUUAUUCGCCAAACUUCUCAAAAUCACCGCCGAAUACAAAGACAGGCUGAAUUACAGAUGCCAGCUCCUAAUGAUGCCGUAUUACAACUGUAAUUCGAGAUAUUACAACUGUAAUUUCGGCAGCUGGCAACACCAGAGUUGGAGGGACGAUGUUGUUAAUAGAUACAUGUGGGAUGUGACGAGUUGCUUGUACUUUUUGAAGAGCUACAAUUUGGAGAGAUAUUACAAAGUGUGCUCGCCGCCCGGACAUCACAUGUUUAUGGCCAAUGUGUACAACAUGUUGGGCGGUGUGGUCAUCACCAAUGACGUGGACCACUACAACACCAAGCAAUUCACGCUCAUGAUGAAAUGCAUCAUUGAUCAGGUGCCAUAG
Molecule: messenger RNA, 1071 nt
Organism: Ostrinia nubilalis (European corn borer)
Lineage: Eukaryota; Metazoa; Arthropoda; Insecta; Lepidoptera; Crambidae
Exons: 6
Coding region: 28-1071 (347 amino acids)
Biological process (GO): carbohydrate metabolic process
Molecular function (GO): xylose isomerase activity
Source: RefSeq, a predicted model, not a curated record